UCGUGAAAAGCUUGCUUUUUUGGAGGCAUUAGCGUGAGAAAGAAGCAAAAAUCAAUUGAAAUUGAUAUAUUCACUUGUAAUUUGAUUUCAAUUACCAGCGAAAGUAGUUUCAGAGAAAUGGCCGUCAAAGGUAAGAAAGUUCAGAAGCAACAGCAGAAACCGGUGCCGAAAUUGGUAAAGCCAUCGAAGGAGGAAGAAGAGGAGGAGUUGGAGGAGGAUGAUGAUGUAGAGGACGAAGAGUUGGAGGAACAAUCGGACGAAGAUGUUGCUGAGAAAGAGGAGGAUGAGGAUGAUGAUGAUGAAUCAGACGAGGAGGAAGAUGACGAGGACGAAAAAGACGAUGAAGAGGACGAGGAUGAUGAUGCUGAGGAAAAAGUAGAAGGAGAAGAAAAGAAGGAGGCUGCCAAAGACUCAGAUGAAGAUGAAUCCAUGCAGACUACGAUUUUUGUCGGUCACAUCAACUAUCAGCUUACGCAGAAAGAACUGAAUGACUUUUUCGGUAAAGCCGGUGAAAUCGAAUCCAGCAGAAUCAUCCCGAAGAGGGGAUAUGCAUUUGUUACGUACAAGGAAGGAGCUUCCGUUGUUGAAGCAUUGAAAUUGGACAAACAGGUCCUUUCCGGUAAGCCGGUGCACGUGGAACGGGUCAAAUCUAAAAGGUCCGAUAACCAGAAGAGGCAAGAGAUGAAACGCAAGUCCAACAAGGAUCAAAACGAAAAGGGCGCCAAGAAGGCCAAAUUGGACGACAAAACAGUCAAGCCGAAAAAGUUCUUCCCCCCGAAGGAAGGAAAGGGCCCCGCUGGGAAAGGCAAACCGAAAACUGAACAGAAGCCACAUUCGAGUAAGAAGCCGAACAAACCAGCAGCAGGAAAAUUCGUGAAGCCUACGGCUUGAAGAUUAUUAAUAAUUUAAUUUUCAAUAUCCUUACCUAGCAUAAGAUAUACAUUUACAAAAAAGUGUACAAUAAAUAUUGGUAUUUGAAGAUUACUAU
Molecule: messenger RNA, 988 nt
Organism: Ochlerotatus camptorhynchus
Lineage: Eukaryota; Metazoa; Arthropoda; Insecta; Diptera; Culicidae
Product: nucleolin-like
Exons: 2
Coding region: 118-891 (257 amino acids)
Molecular function (GO): RNA binding
Source: RefSeq, a predicted model, not a curated record